GAUUGUGCUCCCAUUCUGCGAAGCCACUCCUGCCCAGGCCGGGGAGCUCUGCCGCGCCGCGCAGGGCAACGAUGCCAGCCGCGUAGAGCUUCUCUUAGACCGGGCACAGGAUCCUGAUCGGCCUGAUGGCUAUGACAGGACUCCCUUGCAAGUUGCGGCCAUGUCUGGUCACCUGGAGGUUGCCCGGCUGCUACUCGAGGCAAAGGCGUCUGCCAAUCAGGAGCGUGCUGGGGAUGGGGCUACUCCUUUGUGCUUGGCUGCAGCACACGGACAUGUGGAGGUAGCAUGCCUGCUGCUCCGGGUAGGAGCCGAGCUGGAGAAGAGGAUCGGAGCCUCGGGUGCUACGCCUUUGCUCUUGGGCAGUCAGGUUGGCAGCAUCGAGAUUGUCCAGCUGCUACUGGAUGCUCGCGCGGACCAUGACAAGGGCUACAACAGUGACGGCCGCACGCCACUCCUGGUCGCAGCAAGCCUCGGCCACAGGGGCGUCGUGCAGCUGCUGCUGCUCGCUGGUGCAGAGAAGGAUCGGUGCACAAACACGGGCGCGACCGCUCUGCUGCUUGCAUGCCAGGCAGGACAAGUGGAGGUGGUCCAGCUGCUACUGGAAGCGGGCGCGGACAGGAACAAAGCUACAGACCAUGGUAUCACCCCAUUCCUUGCUGCGUGUCGGAGUACUCACUUGGAAGUGGCACGCCUUUUGGGCCCGAUGCACGGCGACAACGACGUGGUGACAGAAGAAGGUGUGGGUUGA
This is a messenger RNA of Symbiodinium sp. CCMP2456, 748 nucleotides long. NCBI's taxonomy places the organism in Eukaryota, Dinophyceae, Suessiales, Symbiodiniaceae. The record is from the annotation of a GenBank genome assembly.